GGCCAUUGCAACGCGCUUAAGGUUCACACCCCUAAGAGCCAUGGGGGUCGUAUUCAUGUAAUUGAGGCGUUUUUGGACAUGUAAGAGCGCCUACGGGGGAGGUGAGAAGGCAACCCUGCGGACUCCGAGGAGCCUGCGGAGGCCAUGGCAUCCCCGCCUGGCCCAGAUGGCGCUCCCACUCGAACAAAUACUCCAGCCACCCCUGUCCUAGAUGAAUCGGUGAGUAUCCGAGCAACAGACGCUGCAAUGCUGCACCAAUGUAUGGCUGCAGCCAUGCAUCAAGACUAUUGCAUCAAGAUAAUGGAUGCGCAUGUGUUUCUGUGCUGCAGCAUCAGAUCGCCCCCUCGUCCGGUAGCCGUCCCCCGCCACCGCCCCCGCCCGAUGCACCGCAUGGGCAGGCGUCCACCAGACAGAUCCGGCCCGGUCAGGAGGGACGUGGUGCCGUCGGCCCCCCAAGGCCAACUCUGGCACUUACCCGCAAUUCCUUCGAGGCCGUGGCCCGCGGCUUCCCGUCCCUCCUGGUGGUGGUGGUGGUGGUGUGCAGCGCCGCGGGAUGGAGGUGGGUGUGUUGAAGGGGGAGGGAGAGGGAGAGGGAGAGGGUAACGUGGUUGACGGGAGAGAGGAGGGCAACUCCAGCGGUGUGGGGUUGCCAGGGGAGGUGGGUACGUCGCUGCAACAUCUGCAGCCGCAGCCCCCACAACAGGCACAAAACUCUGCCGCGGAGGAGCACCAUCUCAAUACACCAGCAGCCAUGCUGGGGUCUCUGGUGAGAACCAACGAUAUUGCACGCAGUGCGCUGGGUAUGUCUGUUUGUCUUCCUGUCUGUGUGUGUGUGUGUGCGUUUGCGGCUCAGGGUGGCGGAACGUCGGUGGGCCAGCCGCACCCGUACCCACAGGCCGCACACGGUGGACAGGUGCGAGACACACAACACGCACUAAGUUUGACACACACACACACACAUCUAUGUUUGUGAUGUGCGUGUGUGUGGUGUAGUUGGCUGGUGAGGGGAUGCUGCCCACCGGACAAACCCCCGUCGUACGCCACCCGAACACCCAAUACGCACAGACAGACACAUCAACCGUGAAUGCAUCUCGUGUGUGCCGUCUCUCUUUUUGCAUAUGCAGACGAUGCUGGCAACUCUGCAGGCGCUGCAGCAGCAGAUCAAUCACAUCCAGCAGAUGCAGCAGAUGCAGCAGCAGAUCAUGCAGCAGCAGAUCAUGCAGCAGGCGACGCAGCUCCCCCAGCCGACACCGCCCCUCCCUGCCCUCAGCCAACACCAGGAUGGUCCUGCUGUGCCAGGCUCCGCCCAUCAGGGCACCCAGCAACACACACACGACAGCGGCGGCAGCAGUGGAGACUACAACCUACAGGCAGCGCCGGGGGGUCCGCCACACAGCAGCGGAAAUUCCAUGCCCCCUGUCGGCGGUGCAUUUGGGGGUGGGCUGCAGCUCCAGUCGAUCACCCAGCCAGCAGGUAAGGAGAGAGAGAGAGAGAGAGAGAGAGAGGGGAGGGAGGGAGGGAGGGAGGGAGGGAGGAACAAUGCUCGCGUCAGUCUGUCGAUGUAAUGUAUGUGUGUAUUCUGUGUAUGUGUGUGUGUGUGUGUCAGAUGAGUUUGAUUCGUUGCCGCCUCAGGCUCCUCCCCAUCCAUUCGUCGUGCCCCCGCCUUCUGCCGAGUCGCCAGUGCCCAACCAGGGUGUCUGCGUCGCCAAGGCCGCCCAGCAGGCCCAGGCCGACCUGCAGCCACCACCACCACCCAUAGAGACCGACGGAGAGCCGCAGAUCUCACAACCCAUGCUGGCCACCACAAAGGACCAGCCAGACGAAAGCCACCCCCGAGAGACGGCACAACACGACGACAACGGCGGGGGGGCAGCACGGGCCACCACAGGUGCCACUGCUGGUGGUGCGGGGGUGAGACUUGAUGAUGGCGCUGUCGGGGAUGGCGACGUAGACGUGGGGGGGGCAGUGCCGAUAGUUGUAGCUAAUGGUGUUGAAGAAGAGGGCGAUGGUGGCUGCCUGGCGGCCGGCGAGCACCACCCAAAACACGAGACUGAGGACCGCAGUUCACACGUACAGACACGAAAAAAAGCAACAAACACCUCUCCUGCCAUGUAUGUGUGACCAUUUUGUGUGUGUUGUCUUGUUUAGCUGUCCGAAGACGCGUCGGCGCAGCAGCUGCCUCUCAACGUCGACUCCCUGCAAAGGCUGGCGGCCCAAGACGAGCAGCCCGUUGAAGACAUAGGGCAGUCAAUCCACGAGCUUCCUGAGAACGACCACAUCGUCAAUCUGCUCUCGAGGGCGGCUGACUCCAUGUUGGGCGACCAGGGGCAACUUCGCGACCUGGAGGGGUUCCCUGUAGCCAACAAAGAGGAGGGCGGGCAGAAUGGGCACAAGGGCAAGGAGGGAGAGAUAGCCGGGCAGAAGGGGGCGGCAGGGGGACGCGGUGGGAAGAAGCUGCCACCGAGGGAGACGCGGGGGGGAUCGUGGGAGGACACGUACCAGCGGGGGCCGAGAGGGCGGGGUCUACCUCGACAGUUGGUGUUCCCGUUGAAGGAGGGGGCGGAUGACCACCGUCAAGACGACGGCAGGCCCAGGGGUACCUACACACAUACACACACCAGACAGAAAGGACAGGCAGGCUACGCUAGGCACAGUCUGUUUCUCUGUGUGGUCAUUCAUCUGUGUGUUUGUAUGUGACGGAUUGCAGACUUGGAGGCGAUUGUAGGCAGGCAUGGUUUCGCCAUCGUGCGCUCCAGCAACCCCAAGUCACGGAGCGGUGAUCCAGUGGAGGUCGUACAGCUGCUACGCGAAGGUCACAGGAUGGUGAGCCAUACAAACACAUACAUACAUACAUACAUGGUGUUGCAAUGCAGCCAUCCAUUUAACGUCUCCUCUCCUCGUUUAUGGUCUGUCUGUCCUGCCACGCAGACCGAACAGGAGAUCGCCAGUCUGCUGCUGCGCAUGACGGCCAGAGCCGCACAGACGGAGCGCGGCGUCAAACCUCGAGAGAGGCAGGCCCUGGAGGCUGCCAGACGGGAGAAGGCGCUCGAGGCAGCAAAGGAAGUGCGCGCCGAACUGCAGAGGAGAGGUAGGUAUCACGAAGACGAAACCUAUGUACCUUCUUUCCUUUGAGCGGGUGCGAUGUGUCUGUUUCAGAAGCCAAGAGGGUCAGUCUCAUGCAGAGCGGAAAGGGCCGCGUCAACACCACAGACCGCUCGCAGGUGCGUGCUCAUCACACGCGCAGACUCACAGACAGACAACCAUCGACACGCACGCAUCAACAAGUCGGUGAGUCAUGUGUUGCCCUUUCUGUGUGUCUCUUUCUGUGUGUGUGCUUCAGGCUGGUCGCCCUCCCGCCAGCCCUCCCGCCAACCCUCCCCGGCCGUUCUCUCAGAGGCCCCCCACGCACCCCGUCACCCAAUCGCCCACCAUUCGCAUCCUGCCACGCCCCUCUCCCCCCAGCCCGGCAGCGCCACCCCACAAAAGUCUGCAGCUGACCGACCGCAACCGCAACCGCAACGCAUCGUGCCAGCGGGAGAAGGAGAAGAAGAUCCGCAACCUACAAGAAGAGCAGAACGACAAGAAAGAGUGCCUGAGGAGGGCCAUGAUUGUGCUGAGGCGCCUGAUCACGGUCCACAGCAGCGAGGGCCAGCGUGAGGCCCUGCUGGAGGGGUGCGGGCAAAUCAUAGUGCCGAAGAAGCAGCGGCAAGUAAGGAGGCAGGCAGGCAGAGAAAACAACGAGAUGCACAGAUGGAUGGAUGGAUGGAUGUGCGCGUGGUGGUUGUAUUCUCAGUGGGGAUUGGUACUUCCCGCCCACCAACACCAGACAGAAGGGCACGGCCGCCAACAGCACCAGCAGCAGCAAUGUGAACUAUCACGCCCUCGAUGGAGGACCAUCCAAUGGAUCUCUCUGUUUUGUGUGUCUCUGUGCAGUCUGGUAUGAGCCCGGCACUGCGAAGUGUCCUCAACGACCCGGACACAUUGCCCAUCCUCCGAUCUGUGGGGGUAAGUAAGAAAGAAUAGUCGACGCCGUGAGGGGUCAGUCAGUCAGUCGACACGCCUUCCACCCACCUCCCCACCCACACAUGCAUGGCCUUUCCUUUCCUUGCUCUUCAGAUCACCAGCGUGCCCGGCUCUGCUGAGGAGGCCACAGCUUGUUUGGACCAAGUGCAACAGGCCCUGGCGCAGCUCGAUCAGCAUCAAGUGAGUGACUGACCGACCAAAGACCAAACAGAUAGGGGAUGGAUGGAUGGAUGUGUGUGUGUCAUCCUUCUUUGCCAGGAGCAUCGCAGCACAGAGGAGCGCGACAUGGUAGCAGAUAGCGAUGGUACGCACAUACAUGGCAGAUCGACAGAUAUACCGACACCUGCAUGCCUCUUCUUUCCAUAUCGUUGCUGGUUGGGGCAUGUGCAGGAUUGGACCAGGUUGUGGAGCUGGAGGAUGAGGACCUAGCAGAGGAGGCUCGCAUCCAGCGAGGGGAGGCUGUCAAGGGCGGCCGUGGGGGCGGAGGGUCGGGGCCUUCUGGCUGACAACCACACACCAUCAAUCAUCACAGACACACACAGGUACGUAUGAACGCAUGCAGGUACACGGAAUCUGCAUCUUGACGUGUGCAGGUCUUUAGUAGUUUCUGCUGGGCGACCGCGCCCGUCUUAUCGAGCCACACGACCACACCACACCACAGCACCCACCACACACACAUUACAUACCAUCCAUACACACACACACACCAUGACAGACGACAGACAGACAGACACACAGGGUGUAGGGGGCAGCGAGAGAUACGAAUUAAGGGGCUGUAGGGGCUUGGGUGCAUACCUGCCUGUGCGUUUGUGAAGGUGUUUGUUUUGUCGUGCGGUGAAGUGCUCGUGCCUCGGCUCUCCUGUCUGUCUGUCCAGCCCAAGUCUGCCGCAGCCUUAAACUUGCCCGACACAACCAAUGAGAGAGCAAACUAAUCUCUGACCACGAUGAUGUGAUGGAAUGCAGUCUUCGGACUCGUUGGGUCGGGCAUGUUUUCGGUUGCGCCGAGUGUGAGGUAUGUGUGUCGGUGUGAUGCUAUGCGCGUUGAUUGCAUACACGUGGUUGAUUGAUGCCUUUGUCGCCGGCCGGCCGGACAGACCCCAGCCAGCCAGCCAGCAGUGAGACGUUAGUCAGUCAGUCAUGAGAAGGGCCUCGACAGAGCCAACACGGACAGACCAUCAUCAAGCCAGCCAGCCCUGGACCAAAUAUACCCCCACACGCACACAGAGAUAUCAAUGCAUCGGUGCUGUGUAAGUUCGUCCCACCCACACCACCCACACAGCAAGGCCCACUACCUACUCUCAGCUGACUGGCCGGCGAUGUGUUCAUGACCCGUACUUCUGUGGACGAAUGGACACUUCUCGAUGAUGUGUGUAUGAAUGUACGAUUUCAAAGAUAUCUGUAGACACACCCGUCCGUCCGUCUGUCUGUCUGUUGGGCCAGCGAGCGCAGAACAUACGGCAUGCAGGUCACUCAAUCAGUCAGUGCAUGUAGGUAGAUGUCCAGACACACAUACAGACAUCCAUCCAUCCAUCCAGACAGACAGACAGACAGAUGUCUUGACGUCCUUGUGUUAUAUGUG
Molecule: messenger RNA, 5602 nt
Organism: Vitrella brassicaformis
Lineage: Eukaryota; Vitrellaceae
Source: the annotation of a GenBank genome assembly